Molecule: messenger RNA, 11716 nt
Organism: Oncorhynchus kisutch (coho salmon)
Lineage: Eukaryota; Metazoa; Chordata; Actinopteri; Salmoniformes; Salmonidae
Gene: syde2
Product: synapse defective 1, Rho GTPase, homolog 2 (C. elegans)
Exons: 7
Coding region: 4459-7668 (1069 amino acids)
Biological process (GO): cell migration; regulation of Ras protein signal transduction; signal transduction
Cellular component (GO): synaptic membrane
Molecular function (GO): GTPase activator activity
Source: RefSeq, a predicted model, not a curated record
CAUUAUCUUUGACUAGGAUUUUUUAUAUUUUUUUCAGCUGUCAGGACACAUCUCUUAACAUCUCAGCUGCCAGGACGAAAUUCUAAACAAUUCAAUUGGCUAGUUCAGCUAUCUGUCAAGAAAAUUGCACGUUGUAACUGGAUCCUACUGCUACGAUGGGAUAGAGCUAAGCUGUAACUCCGCUCCCUUUCACAUCUCUCUCCAUCGCUCAUAUCACUUACUGCUGUUUAUUGCUACUAUGAGAACUAGUUCAAUAGCGAUGGCAUUUUCUUAUCAAGCCAUAAAUGGGCAUAAUAUCUAACAAGGAGAGCGAUGGUAGGAAAAAAAGGUGACACAAUGAUGCAACUUCUGUCUGAAUGACUCAUCUUCCCAUAGUUUGCAAAGUGAGAAGGUACACACACGUGCUGACCUACAGCUUUUUUGGUCCAUAAGCAUGCAGGAAGAUUCUUAGGUAGCUACACCUAUUGUCAACCUUUAUUUAGGCAUUUUAAAACAGUUCCUUCUUUCUAUUUUAUGACAAUCAUCUAAUCCAACUAUUAACUGUCAAUUUACUGAUACGAUUGUGGUUGGUCAGGUCAGCACACCAGUAAAUAGCUAACAUUACACCGCAAGUCAGAUGGCUCCUUGUCGGAAAUGGUGCAUGUUCAAAAUGAUAACCCGCUAACUUUAGCUAACUAUGUUGGCUAUUAGCUCCUAUCUGAUAUAUUAGCACCAUGUUUAUCUAGCCAGCAUAGUAGCUAAUAUAGAUAGCUAUCUAACGCCACAGAUGAAAGGGUUAGUUAUCGUAAUCUGUGCUAACAGGUCACAUAGCUAUCUGCUUAGCUAGCUAGCUACCUAGCAUAUUGCAUGCAUGUGCGGGCACGUCAACACAAUCCUUAUUAUUAGUGAAUUAACUAAACUAAUAUUUGCAACAGGAGUUAGAUUUUGGCCACUGUGUCAAUACUGCAACUUUCUGUUGGAGAAUAAUUUAUCUUGCUGCUGCUGAUUUUCCCAGUUAGACAUUCCUCCGCAUUGUGCAGUGCUCGUGGCUCAGGCGGUAAAUUGCGGCUGGCUAGCAGCAGUUUUGCUAUGUAGAGGGACUAUCCGCAAAGCCGAUAACGAUAAAGAAGGACCCAAUAUUUUGGCUCGGCCGAUUAUCGCUUGUUCUCUAAAUAGCACAUUAUCCAAAUAGGCUGUCGCAUGGUAGCCUUUAGCCUAGAGUAUUUACUUCAUACAAAAUCGGCAUAAAUUCAAAGUACACGCAUAAUUGACACUGCCAGACUGAAUGACCUGAAUGCAGUUAAUAAACCCUACAGGAAACCAUAUAGCCUAUAAAAUAACGUAUGCCUCGUAUGCCUCUUUGCUGACAGUCACAAAUUUGAUAAGCCUAUGCAGAGUUCACUACAUAGGCAUCUCUGUCACAGACAAUGAAGUCUGUUAACAAUUCAUAGAGGCAUGAGGAAAAAUUCUAUAUUUUCCUGUCCAGUCCCAAUUCCACUGAAACCCAAAAUCCUGUCGUGCAUGACAAUUCCUUAUUUUAUUCUGUAAUCAAUAGGUUGCAUUAUCAAAGCAUGUCUCUUGCCAAUGCUUGUCAAAAUAGCGAUAUAACAUUUCCCCCGCUUCUCUGCGCUGUCUCGUACUUACUUCGGUAGAGAAUAUGUGAUCGAUAAACGGUAUGAGAGUAGAUAUGGAUAUUUUUUAAACAGGUUAAGAUACCUUGGUAUUUAAACUAUUUCCACUAUUUAAACUGGUCUGCUAUAUGUAUAACCAUCAACCCGAUUUUGCCAAAUAUAGGAGAUAUUCUGUCAUUCUUUGAUGGAAGUUAUUUAGCAAGUUUAGCAACUUUGGUCAUUUGACUUUUGUUACUGCCAUUACAAAAUGUGUAUGAUUCGACAACGCUAUACUCGAAGGACGCUCUGUGCAUCUUGAGCGCGCUCUGUGUCGGGAUAGCCUACUGCUGAAAUGCACUGAAUUGAGAAACAUAACGUUCAAAAUUGAUGAAUUGUCUGUUUCGCAAUUCACAACAGUGUCAUUGGCGUAUAGUAUUUUUUUGUUUUCAGGGCAUUGAUAUGAAUUCAAUAUGCGUUUACAGUUUGAAUGUGAUGGUAGAGUGAUAGUAGGAAAUGGAUGGAGGGGUGUUGGAGGAAGGCGGUGCCGUGCCAUGCAUGAUGAAGGUGUGAGAGGUGUUGAAGAGAAAACUGUCAAUCUAGAGGAGCUGUGGUCUGGAAUGUUCUACAUGUGGGAACACGCUACCUCUGUUAUGGAAGACCCCUUAAAGGAGACAGCUCUGCAGUGACCAGCUCAACUCACGCUAGGCUAUACGACAGCAGCCUCUAAUUCAACUUGAGCUAAGGCUAGCACUAAUGCUAACAUGCCAUCCCCAUGCUAAGAGCCUAUUCUCAUUGACGAAAGUUUAAGCAGAGGCACUACGACAAGAUUUCAAUUGACAUAAUAUGUACAUCAACUGUUUCAAUAUACAUGACAUUCUUGUCUUCCUUACAUUUCGUUGAGGCUGGCAACGUGGCAUUCUUGCUCUGCAGAUCCAAUUUACCGUAAACAUCACAGUAGCCAUUAGAAAUGCAAACUAUUCAACAAUGCGAGUUUAAGGUAGGUAGCAAAUUAAACAAAAUGAUUUCUGCAUUCUCCUUAGUUACAUCAUAAUAGCUGCAUUAGCUAGUUAGCCGAAUGCGGAUGUUUGCUAAACCUGGAACUGCUUUGAGGUCGUCCCUAAAAAAUUAUAAUAAUGUACAAUAAAUUAAGACUACAGAUUAUUGAAUGGGAUAAUAUACACAAUUUUUUGAGAAUGAUAAUUUGAAACAUACAGUUUUAAUGAGUAAAUGUAUUUAUACAUGUUUUCAUUUUGAUAAGACAUUAAUCUACAAUGGAUGGAAGGUUAUUUGUUGAUGUAAAAAUCUAAAUGUACCGAUUUUAAGGUUGUGCCAUUAGAUUUGGGGUGAGGUGGGGUCACGGAAAUUGUUUGGGGGGAAAAAUGGGGUCUCCAGAAAUUGUCUGAAAAAAUGGGGUACCCACUGAAAAAGUUUGAAUACCACUGCCAGGCUUAAUUUGAUCAAUAUCAUAGAGCUCUUUAUAUGAGGUAAAAAGCUAAUGUACACGUGCACACACACACACACUGUGCCUUUAGGGCCCAUGUCAAUAAAAUCAGCCAAGCAAAAAAGAAACUUAGUUUCAAUCUAGUGAACUCAGAAUAGCUUCCUUACGCAACUUUACAGGCCAUGUUCCACUAAUUUGAUUGCACUGGUUAAAAAGAAACUAUUUAUUCUGACACGCUGGUACUUUUUAAUAGUACACUUCUUCAACCCUGCACACACACCAACACCCAACUCUGGACCCUAUGUAUGUUGUUUUAUAAGUGAAAACAUUCUCGGUAUCCAGUCUGUAAUUUGGUGGUUUUAGCGCAGCUUGCAGGAAAUCUGUUUCCUUAAGGGAAAGAGAACUUGUCAUUAGCGUCUACUGUGGAGGGGCUCGUCUGGGCUGAGAGGAGAAUGCACGUAUCAAAACAGUCUUUACAGAGAGAAGACUGCCAUGCGAUGCGUGUUGCAACACGACCCAGCCCUCAUCACUCAGAUCCAGCCUGUCUGUUUCCCUCUCUCUUUCCCAGCAGGCAGCAUCUGCUCAUCAGCCCAUGGCUUGUCAACACUGCCUGCGGAAAAACAAGACCUGUCAGACAAACAAUCUUUGCAUGAUUUGCAGGGUUACUUGCUUUGCGAUUUGUAAGAGAUUUGGCUUCUCUUUUUAUUAUCUGUUAGGUAAACUGUACACACAGAGCUGCGAACUGUACAGACACACAGAGACAUCUCUUGUUGCGUUGAAUGGGGAUGGUACUUUCUGAACCCUUUGAAAAAUGUCAAGCCAGAAGCUGCUUCACCACCACAUUUUUUAUCUGCCCCUAUUGAUGCUCAUAUCGCCGUUGGUUUUACUUAUGUCAACUGACCAAACCAUCCUCCUCACCCUCCAUCAUCCCUUCAUCCCAUCCUCCUCACCCUCCAUCCCCUCCUCGUCCUCCUGAUCCCUGGCACCUCUAUUUUCACUGCUGUCACGAUGGCUGUGAUUUUUCUGAUUUUUUUCCCCCUGCUCUGUUUAUGGGAGCUCUGACUCUAUCCCAUCUCUCUCUGUGUGUGAUUUUCCAUUAGGUCUGAGCUCGCACAUUCCCCAAGCUGACAUUCCAGGGAUGGGAAGUCAUUGGAGGAGAUGUGCCAGUGUUGCGAGGCGUUUGUGUUACAAGGGGCCUGCAUGGCCUGCCACGUAGUAAUGACGGUUUGUGUUUUAGUCAAAAUAUAGCAGAACCAGCAGUGGAGAAAAAUACCAAAAAACACAUUUCUCAUUCUGUCUAUCAGAGGUGAAAUACAGACGUGAAGAAAGAUGAUGUGUUUGGAUUUUGAGUAGCGUGUGUGGUUGUAUGUGAGCGUGAGAAGAGAGGGGAAAGUCCCUCCACAUUUCACCAUACCAAGGCUGGCUCUGAUGGAGAAUGUCCACUCCUCCUCCGACAGGCACGAGGUUGGCGAGGGCAAGGCCAGCGAGCUGUCAUUAUGGAGACCCCCACUCAACACCAUCACCGUUUCCAAGAAACGCAACUGGCUCCAGCAGAGCUCUGGGAGGCCGCAUCACACCACCCAGGAUGACUCCCAGUGCAUUCUGGGAGCAGAGGAGGACAAUGGACAAGGACAUACACCCCGACCCCCUCCUAGCCCCUCCCCGGAGUACCUAAAACCCCCCGGACCGCCGCCCUCCCGGCCCCUCCGCCUGCACCUACCCCAGGUGAGCAUGUGCCACGCCCGCGUUGGACCCCAGCCCAGGUGUGUGGACCCGGCCGAGGAGAAUGAUGCAGAUGACGAGGGGGAGAUCUGGUACAACCCCAUCCCUGAGGAUGAAGAACCAGAGCUACCUCACAUUUACAGACCCACCGCCAUCCCCCAGGUUAGACUGAUGGUCCCUACACGGCCCCAGGAGCCCCAAGCCCCCCAGAUCCAGAGGAGGCCCAGCCGGGAAGGGGUGGCCGGGCGGACCCUGGAAGGCUGCAGCCCUGACCUGGAGGGUGUGGGGGAGAGCCUGGGUGGUGGGGGUGGAGGUGGAGAGGGGAGUCAGCAGGGGAAUGCUGUACAUUCCAUGGAGCCGUCGGUACAGCUGCACAGACAGAUGCUGCACACAUGCAAACCUCAGGAGGAGGGGCCAGCCAGUUCCAGCAGAGCCACAGCUGCAGCAGAAGGCCCUGACCUGGCCACCCCCGGCUUCUCGCCUCCCUCCAGCCCCAACCCUGCUAAGAAGGGAAGCUCCCUCAACUGGUCAUUCCCGGACAAGAUCAAGUCCCCGCGCACCGUCAGGAAACUCUCCAUGAAGAUGAAGAAGCUUCCGGAACUCAGCCGCAAGCUCAGCGUCAAAGGGAUCCCUAGCAACAACAACAACACCAGCGGUAACGGAGCCAGCGCGAGCAGCCAAUCAGAGACAAGGACCCAGUGUCCCAAAACCAAUAGUGGGUCAGAACCAGGCUCCGCUCCUCCCAGGUUGUCCCCAGGGGGCGGGCAGGGGGCGGCCGCCAGCCGUAAUGUGAUCUCGAGAUAUCACUUGGACAGCAGUGUGUCGACACAGCAAAGUUACAGCAAGAAGAAGAGCAGCGGGACCUCCAUGUCGGCUAGCAAGGGGGGCUACCUCAGUGACGGGGACUCCCCAGAACUGGUGGCCAAGUCUGGGAAGCACAGGUCCUCAGAGGGCAAGGGAGGCAAGGGGAAGGAGAAAGAGAAAGACCCAGCCACUGGAGGAGGAGAGAGAACAGGAGCAGGAGGAGUAACAGGAGGAGGUGGCAGCUCCAAGCUGCACGGCACAGAACUAGACAUUGACGCGUUCCGCCACUACUCCUUCACAGAACAGCCCAAGUGCACCCAGUACAUCUCAGGCCUGAUGAGCCUGCACUUCUACGGCGCUGAGGACCUCAAGCCGCCACGUGUCGACUCCCGGGACGUCUACUGCGCCAUCCAGGUGGACUCGGUCAACAAGGCACGCACUGCCCUGCUCACCUGCCGGACCACCUUCCUAGACAUGGACCACACCUUCAACAUCGAGCUGGAGAACGCCCAGCACCUGAAGCUAGUUGUGUUCAGCUGGGACCCCACACCCAAGAAGAACCGGGUGUGCUGUCAUGGCACUGUGGUGCUACCGGCUCUCUUCAGGGUGACCAGGAGUCAUCAGCUGGCCGUGAAGCUGGAGCCACGAGGCCUGAUCUACGUGAAGCUGAACCUGAUGGAGCAGUGGCAGAACUCCCUGGAUGGAGGCUACGAUGGGGACCGGGAGCGACAGAUGUUUGGGGUGGAGGCCUGGAGGGUUGUGGAGAGAGAGAACUCAGGACUCAUGGUGCCCCUGCUCAUCGAAAAGUGCAUCACAGAAAUUGAGAAGAGAGGCUGCCAGGUUGUGGGCCUCUACCGUCUGUGUGGUUCAGCGGCAGUAAAGAAGGAGCUUCGGGAGGCCUUUGAAAGGGACAGCCUGGGUGUGGAGCUCUGUGAAAACACCUACCCUGACAUCAACGUCAUUACAGGUGUGCUGAAGGACUACCUGCGUGAGUUGCCGUACCCCCUCAUCACUAAGCACCUGUAUGAGGCUGUGUUAGACUCCAUGGCUAAGAGGCCUCUGCGUAUUGGAGCAGGAGGAUGUGAGAACGACCAGGCAGACACAGAGCAGACUGUCAGCCUGCUGGAGAACCUGCCAGUGGUGGAGAGGUUGACCCUGCGGAGGCUGCUGGACCACCUGAAGCUGGUGGCGUCGCACCACGACGUCAACAAGAUGACGUGUCAGAACCUGGCAGUGUGCUUCGGUCCCGUGCUGCUCAGCCAACGCCAGGAGGCCAGCUGCCAUAGCAACCGCGUCUUCAUCGACUCAGAAGAGCUGGCCAGUGCCCUGCACUUUAAGAAGCACAUCGAGGUGCUGCACUACCUUCUGCAGCUAUGGCCAGUGGUGGACCCACAUGGAAAGACCUCAUCCCCCAUCCUGGAGCACCCCGGCCCAGCCGACCAGCCUGCCGCUCCACCCCUGCGUCGGAGGAAGGAGCGUCCCCAGGUGCUGAACUUGAGUGAUGCAGAGAUGGCCGGGGUGCUGCGACCUAGGCCGGGCCGACUGGACAGCCCUAGCAACCGUUACGCCGGUGACUGGAGUCGCUGUGGAGAGCGCUACCUCCCCCCUCCUCUGGCUCAGGAGGAAAAUGACUAUGAUGAUGUUCCUUCUGAGGAUAUGGAGGUCACUGAGGAGGGACAGGAAGGAGAGGACAGGGGGAAGGAAGGGGGAGAGGAGCUGAGACAGGAAGGAUUACUGGACAGUGGACAGGAGGAAGGACAGGCAGAGCCACCUACAGCAAAACAGGAACCCCCACUACUCCAGGAGGUGAUGGAGGGACCUGUAGAGAAGGAGGAAGAGGAGAGAGAAGCAGAAGAGGAGAGAGUGGAGGAGAGCGAUGUCUCCAGUGACGGUCAGCCAUCAGACGAUAGGGUGUGUGAUGAUGAGGAUGAGCGCAUCCUGCCCCUCCACAACCCCAAAGAGCACACAUACCAGGCUUACAUGAAGAUCCAGGACAUCAGCCCCGUUCUCAGCAACAGGGUCAACCUGCGAGACCUGCAGGAGAGCAUCGACACGCUCAUAGGCAACCUGGAGAGAGAGCUCAACAAGAACAAUCUCAAAGUUAGCUACUAACACAACACACAUUCAGCCUAACAGGCUACUGACUCAAACACACAGCCCAACAGGCUACUGACUCAAACACACAGCCCAACAGGCUACUGACUCAACACACAGCCCAACAGGCUACUGACUCAACACACAGCCUAACAGGCUACUGACUCAAACACACAGCCCAACAGACUACUGACUCAAACACACAGCCCAACAGGCUACUGACUCAACACACAGCCCAACAGGCUACUGACUCAACACACAGCCCAACAGGCUACUGACUCAAACACACAGCCCAACAGACUACUGACUCAACACACAGCCCAACAGACUACUGACUCAAACACACAGCCCAACAGACUACUGACUCAACACAUAGCCCAACAGACUACUGACUCAACACACAGCCCAACAGACUACUGACUCAACACAUAGCCCAACAGACUACUGACUCAACACAUAGCCCAACAGACUACUGACUCAACACAUAGCCCAACAGACUACUGACUCAACACACAGCCCAACAGACUACUGACUCAACACAUAGCCCAACAGGCUACUGACUCAACACAUAGCCCAACAGGCUACUGACUCAACACAUAGCCCAACAGGCUACUGACUCAAACACACAGCCCAACAGACUACUGACGCAACACACAGCCCAACAGGCUACUGACUCAACACACAGCCCAACAGACUACUGACUCAACACACAGCCCAACAGACUACUGACUCAACACACAGCCCAACAGACUACUGACUCAAACACACAGCCCAACAGACUACUGACUCAACACACAGCCCAACAGACUAGUGACUCAAACACACAGCCCAAAAGACUACUGACUCAACACACACAGCCCAACAGGCUACUGACUCAAACACACGGCCCCCGAAGAUGGAAAAGGCUUAGCUAAUUCUAAGGGCUUCGAGACUGGAGAGUUGUUGGGGUUCAGGAAUUUGGCUCCAGGGUUGCCGUGGUGACCUUUAAUAAAGACGACUCAGUGGCACGUGCACCCGUGUCGUGCGCCCCUGCAGAACUCUGGUGUUUAGAACUCUGGUGCGUGAUUGGCUGGACACUUGAUUUAGCACCUACCCACAAGACAUUAUUAGAUGUUUCAUUAAUGUUUUGCUUUUGAUGACUUGUUUUUACAUGUCGCUCAUGUUCUGUUGUUCUUAUCCGGUUGUUGUUGUUGUUGUUGUUGUUGUUGCUUCUCUUCUUAUUAGAAGAACCCAUUGACCCCCAGGGGUGUAAACGGUGCCUUAAUUGUGUGAAGGUGGGACUUUAAGGCAGGGGACAGCUUUUCUAUUGAGGUACGAAACAUUAUGACGUACAGCAAUGCACUUAUGAGGCAGGCUUUAGUGUAUAGUACAAGUCAUUUAGGUAUCUGGUACAUGCAGUAUAGCUGGCUAUGGACUGGGAGGAGAACCAGGGAGGGGGCUAGACCUCUGAACCCUCCUCCUCCUCAGGUACGAGUACAAACGUAUCAUACAGUCACAUACAUACAUACCUGCUUCAAUACCAUGAAGAAACACAUAAACAAGGAGAUAAUGGGUGAUGAGUGUUUCUCUCUACCUGCUAGAACAGAGCAGCUAAUCUGUAGCAACAAAGAGAGAUAGAAAAAAUAACUAAAGUGAUGUCAUGUAUUUGAAAAAUGAAUAAGUGAAUAUGACAUGGGUGAAAACCAUUAAUAUCUGGUUUUCUUUUAGCCCUUCUUCCCCAACCUCCCACAUGAUCUCGACCAGGGUUUGGUCUUAAUGUGCACCCAGGGGUUCCCCAGAACCCCUGAUCAAGACCACACGUACCAAACUCAUUCCACGGAGGGCCCAGGGUCUGCGGGUUUUCGCUCCUCCCUUGCGCUUAAUUGAUUAAUUAAGGUAAUUAAUUAGUAAGGAACUCCCUACACCUGGUUGUCUAGGGCCUAAUUGAAAUGGAAAAACCAAAAAACCUGCAGACACUAGGCCCUCCAUGGAAUGAGUUUCAGACCCAUGAUCUAGACAGACAGUGAUCACCUGCGGGUUUAAAGAGGAAAAAGUCAAAUAUGGGAAACUUACGUAUGGUACAUACUGACUGCAGAACAGCAGUUCACGUGUUUCAUAGAAACAGUUACUGUGUGGAGAGGGUUCUGGCUAGUACGACAUGUGAGUCCACUACCUAAAUAGAUAAAAGCAAGUUUUCAGAAAUCCAGGGAUUCAGAAUGAUCAGUAUUUAACAUAUUUAUGUAUAUAUAAAUGUAUUUGGAGUAUAUAUAUAUAUUAUUUUUUACAGCUUAUAUAUAUAUUUCCAUACAGGCAUAUUUAAAUGCUCACCAUAACCUUGUAGUGUUGACCCAUGAUAGACUAUAUAGACGGAUUGGUUGUUUAGCAACAAAACCAACACAUGUGCAACUAUGGGGUUAAACAGAUGGGGUUGGCUUAGACUGUUGAUAACAUGUCAACUAUAUUUUGUUUCUAAUGUUCAUUGAAAACAAAUACAUUUGCACAAUGAGCACUUGUCUCUCAAAUACAUUGUUACAGUUGGUUAGCUAGCUAGAGAAUAUUCGCCAUAUUAGCAUAGAUGUGACAUCAGUCAAAACAAGACAUGGUAUCAAGAACAAGAUAAAACAAGCUGAAACGAGCCACCUACAAUUCCCCACAUGGCAGAUUCUUGUCAUUGUUGCUAGCUAUCUGUCCAUCCAGGACCACAACACACGGCCUUCUGCCCCAUUGAACUGCGUGCAUGGUUUUCGUGACGUUGUCACCUAACCCGUCUGUUGCUUUGUUUCCUCCCACUUAAGCUACCUGUACACAUCUUAAACGUGCUGGACUAAUGGUACAACUUAAGCUGUAAUAUAUAUGACAUAGAAAUACAUUCUUGCAGAAAGAGAGAUAUUGUUAUUUUUGUUAUAUUUUUUUGUACAUAUUUGGCAUCUGUUUUGUCGCCGGUUGGUCUAAUCUGAGUUCAUAGUUGUGUUUAAAAGGUACUGAUGAACAUUGUUGCAUGGUCAAAAGCUUUAUUACUGACUUAAACAAGUAUAUUUCCCACCUGAGGUUAUCGUAUCAUAUUUAUGUGUACAUGGAGAUUCUUUUCUAUUUGUUCCUAUCCCACUUUUUUGUCAUCCCUUUGACAGCUGCUGACACAGACUAACAACCAGGUUCAAAAGAACAUUUAAUUGAAAGACUAAAAGAAAGGAAAAUCAUUCAGCUAGCUAGUCCCUAAGGCGAUUGCAGUGCAGUAGUUUCCUAUGGUGAUGGGAAACUAUCCAGUGAAUCUUUCAUUAUAUAAGGAUGUUUUUCUGGUUCUAGCCUGGCUCUUGUUCCUCUCCUCCGGAUCUGGCCCUUGUUCCUCUCCUCCGGAUCUGGCCCUUGUUCCUCUCCUCCGGAUCUGGCCCUUGUUCCUCUCCUCCGGAUCUGGCCCUUGUUCCUCUCCUCCGGAUCUGGCCCUUGUUCCUCUCCUCCGGAUCUGGCCCUUGUUCCUCUCCUCCGGAUCUGGCCCUUGUUCCUCUCCUCCGGAUCUGGCCCUUGUUCCUCUUCUCCGGAUCUGGCCCUUGUUCCUCUCCUCCGGGUCUGACCCUGGUUCCUCUCCUCCGGGCCUGGCCUGGCCCUGUUUCCUCUCCUCCGGGCCUGGCCUGGCCCUGUUUCCUCUCCUCCGGGCCUGGCCUGGCCCUGUUUCCUCUCCUCCGGGCCUGGCCUGGGCCUGUUUCCUCUCCACCGGGCCUGGCCUGGCCCUGUUUCCUCUCCUCCGGGCCUGGCCUGGCCCUGUUUCCUCUCCUCUGGGGCUGGCCUAGCACUGUAUCUAUCAAUGCAUUCCUCCCUCUUCACUCUUUCUCUAACCCCCUCCCUCCUUCCCUCUUAAUCAGUGUGUCACAUGUCCACAUUGUGUCUGAGCACGUGCACAUCGUUGUUUGCGUGUACAGUAAGUGUCAUACGGUCAGCGUGUUUCUGUAAUAGUUGUUUUGUUUAAUCUCUGUCCUGUUUGUAUGUCUGUCUUGGAAACAGAAAGCUAUGAUGAAAGCAUCCCUAAAUAGAAUAAUACUUUGAACUGAUCUUGAGAAAUGUAUGGUCAUAUUAAAGUAUAUAUUUCACAUGG